AUCCAGGAGCUAUGCGAGUUAAAACACGAGAUAAAUCAAGGACCUGUAGAACUUUCCAAGAUGCUUCAGCAUUGGUGCUUCACUUUUUUCAUCACUGCAGUUAUACAUGGACAUGUUGCUGAUGCUACAACAGGGUUUGAGGAAGAGCUGAAGCACCUGAAACCCCAAGCAAGUGCUUCAACACAAACCUCUGCAGCUCAGGAACUUAUCAAGAGACUUCUCCCCACAAGAUACCAACAUUUCACAGUCACUGUCAACCCUGCUAUUGGUAGUGAUGAUCAUCUCGAUUCUUUUGAGAUUUCAGCAGAUGGGACCACUGUUCAGGUAACCGGUACUACCGGAGUAGCUACAGUAUGGGGUGUCCAACAUUACCUGGUCCAUUACUGCAACUGUCACAUAUCAUGGGAUGGUGACCAACUUUACCUGCCUCCAGAUGGGCAGUGGCCUGUGAUACAACCCCUGUUAAGGGUUACCAGUCCAAACAGAUUCCGUUACUACCAGAAUGUGUGCACUGUGAGCUACACGUUUGCUUGGUGGGACUGGGAGCGUUGGGAGAGGCACAUUGACUGGAUGGCCCUGAGUGGUAUCAACCUUCCACUGGCUUUCAAUGGUCAGGAGGCUAUCUGGCAGAAGGUCUACCUCAAGAUGGGCCUGGAACAGAAGGAUCUGGACAAACACUUUGGUGGACCAGCCUUCCUGGCAUGGGCCCGUAUGGGUAACAUUGAUGGGUGGGGUGGACCCAUACCCCAAUCAUGGCACACCAAUCAGCUGGCUCUCCAACAUAAGAUCUUGAAGAGGAUGAGAGAGUUGGGAAUGAUACCUGUAUUACCAGCCUUUGCAGGACAUGUGCCAAAGUCCUUCUGCAAGUGAGUUCAAUCUUGUCUU
Molecule: messenger RNA, 885 nt
Organism: Strongylocentrotus purpuratus (purple sea urchin)
Lineage: Eukaryota; Metazoa; Echinodermata; Echinoidea; Camarodonta; Strongylocentrotidae
Product: alpha-N-acetylglucosaminidase
Exons: 6
Coding region: 61-870 (269 amino acids)
Source: RefSeq, a predicted model, not a curated record